AUGCUAGGCCUUCGACAGGGCAGAACGUACCGCAGUGGUACUACCAGGACUGGGCUGGCGAGCACGGGUACGUCGGAUCGGACGGUGCCAAUGGUUCGCAAGGAGGGCACACAGCGGUGGCACACGCUGCGAGACGUGCUCGACCUUCGACAGCUGCUGCGCGCGCGGAAACACGGGCAGGCCGCUCCUGAUGGCUCGGCAACAGCAGCAGGAGCAGGAACCCCCUCACGGACGGCUGUCUCCUUAGAAGCCGCCACUGCCGCGUCAGCAGCUGCGCUGGCGGGGAUCUCUCCGCGGCGAGACGGGUCCCCUGCUGCCGCCACGUCAGCCGCCGCGUCAGCAGCCGUGCCAGUUGUCAGCCUGAUUUCCGCAGACGACCCAAUCACAAAUCUGUUCAAGACGCCCGGGCAGGAGUGGUUCUACGUGGACAUGCACGGGGAUGUGCAGGGCCCCUUCAGCUCACAGAAGAUGCAGCGCUGGUGGACCAAUCCCCUCUAUAAGGACCACUUCUCCUCGCUAAAGUGCCGCAGAGGGCACCAUGGCGAGUUCCGCCUGCUGCCUGAAAUAGCAGAGGAGGUGGCAACGAGAGGGCCUCCUCCGGAAUCACCCAAGCAACUUGGGUAUAGAGACCCUGGCAGCGCGGGCAAGAAGGCUCCGAAGAGCGAGCGAUACGUGCGGUCGGGGUCAAGGAAGGAGGAGAGCGACCUGGCCAAGGAGGUGGAGGAGCUGAAGCAGCAGGUGGAGCGACUGGAGGUGGACAACGAGGGGCUGAGGAACUCGCAGGAGGACACCUUCAUUCUACGCAUGCAAGUCGAGCGCUUGCUGCGAGAAAAGGCAGAGCUGGCACGCGAGGUCACGAUGCUGAAGAGGGAGAAGGAGUCUCUCCAGGAGCUGCUGCAGUACGCGCAGCAGUUUGACAUUGCAGACGAGGGCGUGGCUGAUGAGCUGAUAGCGGGCGAGGAGGGCGAGGGGAUGGGUGGGAACGAGUGGGGGGCGGGCGAGGGGGACCGGGCCACAGAGGAGUGGUUUCAGAUGCUCGAGGCUGCCUCUCAUAAAAACCCCAGCGACUUAGAGGAGAAUUAA
This is a messenger RNA of Closterium sp. Naga37s-1, 1083 nucleotides long. NCBI's taxonomy places the organism in Eukaryota, Viridiplantae, Streptophyta, Zygnematophyceae, Desmidiales, Closteriaceae. The record is from the annotation of a GenBank genome assembly.